AUGGUUCUGGCAAAGUCGAAGCAGAGUGUGGGGUUGGGCAAUGCCUUGAUGAACGAUCGCUUCGGCAAGGGCAAGGGUUCCGAUAGAAAGAAGGCCGGCGCCGUUGCGCGAACGCACCAUGCCACUGGCGAGCAGUACCUCGUCAACGAGAAGCAGGAUGCCGCCUGGGUCAAGAUGCGCUCCGUCACGGAGCAGAGCGCCAUGGACGAAUUCCUGUCGACCGCCGAGCUGGCCAACACCGACUUUACCGCCGAAAAGACCAACAACGUCAAGAUUAUCCAUACCGACCAAAAGAACCCAUACCUGUUGUCCGCGACCGAGGAGCGCGCCGUUCUGGGCAAGCACAAGAAGCACAGGGAUAGACUGACGGUCCCCCGACGACCAAAGUGGGACGCCUCGACGACACCACAGCAGCUGGAUCUCCAAGAGCGUAACUCGUUUCUCGACUGGAGACGAGGGCUGGCCGAGCUGCAAGAAAAUAACGAUCUGUUGAUGACACCCUUUGAAAGAAAUCUGGAGGUCUGGAGACAAUUAUGGCGUGUUAUCGAGCGUUCCGAUCUUAUUGUGCAGAUUGUCGACGCCCGUAACCCUCUGCUCUUCCGAUCCGAGGAUUUGGAAAACUACGUCAAGGCUGUUGACCCCAAGAAGGAGAACUUGCUCCUCAUCAACAAGGCCGAUAUGAUGACACCGAAGCAACGCCACGCCUGGGCUCAGCACCUGAAGAAGGCCGGCAUCGCUUUUAGAUUCUUCUCGGCUCACCUCGCCAAGGAGAUGAAUGAGGCGCGCGACAGGGAGGAAGAGGACGAUAGUGAGGAGGAGACUGCGCAGACUGCAAAAACUGCUGGCAAGCGUCGCGCGGCCGAGCCGGAGUCGUCAGAGGACGAAGACUCCGAGGAAGAGUCGGGCGAGGAGGGCGCUGGUGGCGCGAGUGUGGAAACCGACGAAACCGAGAUUAUGGACGUCGACGAGCUCGAGGAGAUGUUUCUCCGCUACAAGCCCGCCGACGCCGCCGCCGAGACCAAGCUGCAAGUCGGCCUCGUCGGCUACCCCAACGUCGGCAAGUCGUCGACCAUCAACGCCCUCAUCGGCGCGACAAAGGUGUCCGUCUCGUCGACGCCCGGCAAGACCAAGCACUUCCAGACGAUUCACCUCUCGGACCGCGUCAUCCUGUGCGAUUGCCCCGGUCUCGUGUUCCCCAACUUUGCCUCGACCAAGGCGGACCUGGUCUGCAACGGCAUCCUGCCCAUCGACCAGAUGCGCGAGUUCACGGGCCCCGUCGGGCUCGUCACGCAGCGCGUGCCGCACCGCUUCCUCGAGGCCGUCUACGGCAUCCGCAUCAAGAUCCGCUCCAUGGAUGAGGGCGGCACCGGCGUGCCCACGGCCGAGGAGCUGCUCCGCGCCUACGCCGCCGCGCGCGGCUUCAAGACGUCCGGCCUCGGCCAGCCCGACCAGUCCCGCGCCGCGCGCUACGUCCUCAAGGACUACGUCAACGGCAAGCUUCUCUUCGUCUCGCCGCCCCCGGGCAUCGAAGACGCCAACGAGUUCAACGAGGAGCUCUACGACGAGGAGCAUCUGCCCGAGAAGCGCCGCGCUGCGCUCGCCGCCGCUGCGGAGCAGCUCUCCCUCGCGGAUGAUCCGCUGGCAGAUGGCGCAUCCGUCGCCGGUGCCUCGGACAUGGUCUCGAUUCAGCCGCCGCCCGCCGUGGGACCCAAGACGCGGAAGCUCGACAAGGGUUUCUUCGGCGCCAAGAGCGCCGGCGGCCACGUCACCCAGCCCUUCAACUACAAGUACACGGAGCAAGGCGCGCUCGAGUCGGGCAAGGCCCUGACGGGCCGCAAGGCGCGCACGGCUUACGCGCUCGAGAACGGGCUGGACCCCAAGGAGCUGGCCAAGGCGACCAGCAAGAAGCAUUUCAAGGGGGGCCAAAGCAACGGCAAGGGCAAGAAGUCGCACCGUACAUUGAACGUGGACGAUGACUAG
Molecule: messenger RNA, 1980 nt
Organism: Akanthomyces muscarius
Lineage: Eukaryota; Fungi; Ascomycota; Sordariomycetes; Hypocreales; Cordycipitaceae
Exons: 1
Coding region: 1-1980 (659 amino acids)
Biological process (GO): ribosomal subunit export from nucleus
Cellular component (GO): cytosol
Molecular function (GO): GTP binding; GTPase activity
Source: RefSeq, a predicted model, not a curated record